UUGUCAAGUCAUACUUUAAAAGCGCUGCGUAUAUAACGGAGGCGCCUCCGCGGGUCUCUUCUUUCUACUCCGUUCCUUCUCGCCCAUUUUCGCGAGCACAGAAUUCUUCUACGCCAUCGGCGAUUUAGAUUAAUGUAGUAAAAACAAAUUCCAAUUUAACUUCAGGUGCCUCUUCCCCUUCUCUUCGGUUCUUCCGGUUUGGUAAGGAUCCGUUCUUCCUUUAUUUUCCCUGCUCUUAUGUUUUCUAUCCUUUUGUGCACUGAAACCCUAAUUUUUGCACGAAUCUUGAUCUCCUAGCUGUUGCUUCCAAAUUUGAUAUUUUUUCCUUUGCAAAAUGUUUCGGCUUUGAUUUCCAGAUUUUCUUUCUGGGUUUUCUGUACAGAAAUUUGGGCAUUCGUCUUGUAGUGUUUUUUGAUCAUCUAUGUUGUAAUUAGAUGGUCAUAAACAAUACAAACAUGUCUAAUUUCUUGUGAUUCCUGUAUAGCUUCUAAUUUGAACUCCCUUAAAAUCCAAAUCAAUUAUCGAAAUAUCAGUGUAGAAAAAACGAAGGGAAAAAAAAAAUGUCGUCUGCUGGUGUUGCUCUCAGUCCAAUUCAUACGGGUUCCACACUUCCUUCUGAUUAUGUGAAUGCCCAACCACUCCCCUGCUCUGAUGAGUACAUCUUGAUAUUUCUCUCUGUUGGGGGCUCUAUGAGCCCAAUGCGUGUUUUAGAGUCUGAUUCCAUUGAAUAUGUGAAGCUACGGAUUCAGUCAUGUAAAGGGUUUGUUGUAAAGAACCAAAAGCUGGUCUGUGGAGGCCGAGAGCUAUCAAGGAGCAAUUCUCUUAUCCGUGACUAUGGUGUCACUGAUGGGAAUGUUCUGCAUUUGGUUCUUAGGCUUUCUGAUCUCCAGGUUAUAAAGGUUAAGACUGCUAGCGAUAAAGAAUAUACCUUUUCUGUGGAGCGAGGGAGAGAUGUUGGGUAUGUGAAACAACAGGUUGCUAAGAAGGAGAGGGAGUUUGAUGACCUUGAUGAGCAAGAGGUCGUUUGUGAUGGUGAGCCGCUUGAGGAUCAUUGGCUUAUUGAUGAUAUCUGUAAAUAUAAAAAUGAUGUCGAGGUUCAUUUUUUGGUGAGGAAAUCUGCAAAGGUUCGGCCAAGGCAUGUGAAUAAGAAUUUAGAAUUGUCUAUUGUGGCACCACAGUUGAAUGAAGAAGAGAAUGCUAGUAGGCAAUAUGAUGUUUGUGAAGGGAAUGGUGGGAGAAGUUAUGAAGUUGAUAGACAGAUUGUUCUGAGAAAGCCUCCUGAUAGAGAUUUUCUACUGGAACCAAUUAUUGUUAAUCCCAAAAUUGAAUUGUCCUCUGUGAUUUGGAAUAUUGUAAAUGCUACCUUUGACGGAUUGGAGGGUGGAAAUUGUCCAAUCAGAUCUAUGGAGGGUACUGGGGGGGCUUAUUUCAUGCAAGAUUCUUCUGGGCAGAAGUUUGUUUCUGUUUUCAAGCCAAUUGAUGAGGAACCUAUGGCUGUGAACAACCCUCGAGGGCUACCACUGUCUUCUGAUGGUGAAGGUUUGAAGAAAGGCACAAGAGUUGGGGAAGGAGCUAUGAAGGAGGUUGCAGCUUACAUUUUGGAUCAUCCAAAGAGUGGACGUCGAUCUUUGUCUGGCGAUGAGAAGGGCUUUUCUGGGGUUCCACCUACAGUUAUGAUUAAGUGCUUUCAUAAAGGGUUUAACCAUCUAGAGGAUAUAAAUGUCAAGAUUGGCUCCUUGCAGAUGUUCAUGGAGAACAAUGGAAGUUGUGAAGAUAUGGGUCCCGGAUCUUUUCCAGUUAAGGAAGUUCAUAAAAUCUGUGUGUUGGAUAUAAGAAUGGCAAAUGCAGAUAGGCAUGCUGGGAAUAUAUUAUUGAGCAAAGAUGCAGAAGGUGGACAGACUAUGCUGAUUCCAAUAGACCAUGGAUAUUGCCUACCUGAAAGUUUUGAGGAUUGCACAUUUGAUUGGCUUUAUUGGCCUCAAGCUCGUCAACCUUUUGACUCUAGCACUGUUGAAUAUGUAAAAUCAUUGGAUGCUGAAGAGGAUAUUGCUCUUCUGAAGUUCCAUGGAUGGGACAUGCCUGUUGAAUGUGCACGCACACUUCGCAUCUCCACCAUGCUUCUGAAGAAGGGAGUGGAGAGGGGCCUCACCCCCUUUGCUAUUGGAAGGAUAAUGUGCAGAGAGACCUUGAAGAAGGCAUCUGUUAUUGAGGAGAUUGUCAAAGAAGCACAGGAUUCUGUUCUUCCAGGCACAAGCGAAGUUUCAUUCCUGGAAACUGUAUCGCACAUCAUGGAUCGUCACGUUGAUAAGAUUGCCGCAUCUCUGCCUUGAUGGAGUGCUAAAUUUGUGGAUAACAUGGGUGUACAUGUGUAUAUGCACAUAAGUCAUCGUACUUUUGCAUUUGUGGCGGGGAUGCUGAAUUGCCCAUAUAACUUUUAGUGUCCGAUUCCCUAUUCUUUCAUAUGACUUGGUAGUUUUUUUUUUUUUUUUCUCAUUGAACUGAAGAUGAGAACCUGGUUCUUUUAUCAUGAAUGACCUAAAAAGUUGCUUUUGCAUUCUUAA
This is a messenger RNA of Hevea brasiliensis (rubber tree), 2561 nucleotides long. Its product is annotated as phosphatidylinositol 4-kinase gamma 4. Gene Ontology annotation, molecular function: protein binding. NCBI's taxonomy places the organism in Eukaryota, Viridiplantae, Streptophyta, Magnoliopsida, Malpighiales, Euphorbiaceae. The coding region runs from base 561 to 2330 and encodes 589 amino acids. The record is from RefSeq and is a predicted model, not a curated record. The transcript is spliced from 2 exons.